AUGGAUUCAACAAGAAAAGUAACCUAUACUGUUUCGGCAGACUUAUUAAACAACAUCAAUAAAAAACUAGUAGAGAGAUAUGAACUAGAUAUGCUUGAUCAAGAAGAAGAAAAAAGCAAACAUAUCACACACAGCAAAAAAAAGCAAAAAAUAGUAAUACAACCAACCAGAUCAGCAUCAUCAAGCGAUUAUAGAGACGACGACGAAGACGAUGACAACGAUGACGAGGAUGAAGAAGAUGAUAUCCACGAUUUCAUUAUGUAUUCAGAUGAAGAAGAGCAAACUCCUUUGGCAACAUCACGCGGCAGAAGAAUUAUGAAGCCUAGAGCUUAUCAUCGUGAUUUCACGACUCAAUUGCCAACGUCAAAGAAAACGUCCAAAAAACCAUUCAAGAUACCAAAUUACACAGAUGAGCCUUUUAUACAACAUCACUCACUUAUUUGUUUUAGAUGUUUGCGAACAGGUCAAAUCAAUGGAUCAGAAUUAGUCUUUCUUGGCACAGAAAAAAAAAGAUCACGCCUCUUACUCUGUCAGACUUGCUCAAUAUCUGUCCAUAAUAAUUGUUUGCCUACUACGACCAGCAUCGACAAAACCACAGGCGAAUUAAAAUGUGCUAAAUGUAUAAAUAAUGGUACAUGCUUUGGAUGUCACAAAAGCAUCCUCGAAAAGAAAAGCGAAUAUGUUGCUUUUCGCUGCGUAACUUGCUCUAGAGCGUUUCAUCAUGAAUGUAUUUUGGAUGCCGCCUCACCUGCAUUAGCAGAUGAAAUCAAAAAACAUGAUAUAACUCUGUUAUAUCAAUCUGGAAAAUGCAUAGAGUGCUUGAUUUUUGCAAACAGAACACCUCAAAUUAUUGCGAGUGAAAGAACAUCAAAUGAUGGUAGAGUCGAAUGCUUGAUCAAAUGGAAGAGUGAGUCGUAUCGCCAUACAAACUGGGUUUUGGCUGAUUGGGUUUCACAAGUCAGCCCGAGCCUUUUCAGAGGCUAUUUGAAGCGCAAAGAGGCACAUGGCAUUUCCCAAGUAUCUGAGGAUUGGACAGUAGUAGAUCGAAUUCUGAAUGUAGAAUGGGAAGAUAAAUCCAAUCAAAAAGUGAAGCGUAUUUUGGCUGUAUACAAAGACUCAGAAUACGGCGAUGCUGUAUGGGAUGAACCGCCUAAUGAAGAAGAAACAGACGUAUACCCAGACUACCAAGCUGCUCUCAAACGAUAUAUCCAAGCAAGCCAAGUUAAACCUCCCAAGAACAUGUAUGGUUUAAUUGAGUCUGUCCGUGCUGCUGCCACUGCCGAAAGUUACCAAAGACACGAAAUUAAAGAACAACCUGAUUUUGUCAAAGGUGGAACACUUAUGAAGCAUCAAAUGGAAGCACUCAAUUGGCUUAUUUAUCAAUGGGAAAAGAAACAAUCGUGUAUUUUGGCAGAUGAUAUGGCAACAAACUGGAUCCGAGAAUUUGAGAAAUGGGCCCCCGAAAUGACCGUUGCUCCUUAUUUUGGGCUCAAUGUAGCACGAAAACUAGCUCUCCACAACGAGAUCUUAGAUAGCCAUGAACGAAUCAAAUGUCAUGUUGUUGUAGCCACGUAUGAAUCAAUCAUGGAGUCUUCUCCAUUACACAGGUUGUUUUGGCCAAUUCUAAUUGUGGAUGAAUCGCAACGUCUUAAGAGCGACGAGUCAUACUUGUUUAAAACCCUUUCUUCAUGUAGAGUAGAUCACACUGUCUUAUUGACAGGUACACCACUUCAAAACAAUUUGAAAGAAUUGUUCAAUAUCAUGAAUUUUAUUCAUCCCAAGGCAUUCCAAGGUUCAGAAGCCAAAGACUAUGAGAACAUGACAGCCUCUCAAGUAGAAGAGCUUCACUCUCGCUUGCGCCCUCAUUUUUUGCGAAGAACCAAAGAAGAAGUCUUGAAGGAGUUACCGCCCAAGUACGAACUCAUUGUGCCUUUAUCAAUGACACCGCUUCAAAAAGAAGUAUACAAGCAAUGUCUUAGUCGAGAAAUUUAUGAGACGUUAGCCUUAGCUAAUGGACAUAAGAGACAAAAGGGCCUUACCAACAUCUUUACCAACUUGCGCAAGAACUUGAACCACCCUUACCUUCUAGAUGGUGUAGAGAAACAACAGCCCACAUCUAAACUAGUCCAAAAGACCAUGAUUGAUGCCUGUGCCAAACUCAAAUUGUUUCAUCAAAUGUUUCCCAAAUUGAAGCAAAACGGACAUCGCAUCUUGCUUUUUUCCACUAUGACGCGUGCACUGGAUAUUAUGGAAGAUUAUCUCACUUAUGAGCAAAUUCAAUACACUCGUAUCGACGGUAGCACAAGGGAACGUGAUCGUGUUCGAAGCAUUGAUGCCUUUAAUGCACCUGAUUCUAAACUGGAUGUCUUUUUAUUGUCUACCCGUGCAGGCGGUGUAGGUAUUAACUUAACUACUGCCGAUACAGUCAUCAUCUGGGAUUCUGAUUUCAACCCUUAUGCUGAUUUGCAAGCUAUCAGUCGUGCUCAUCGUAUUGGACAGACCAAGAUGGUCCUUAUUUAUCGUUUUAUGACCCGUCUUACUGUAGAAGAAAAGGUCUUGCAAAUCGGUAAGAAAAAAAUGGCACUUGAGCAUGUGGUGGUCGAAAGAAUGAAAGCCGAUGAAGAAGAAAAGCUUGAAGACGUCGAGUCCAUUCUCAAAUUCGGUACUGAAGCUUUGUUUGCUGACGAUGAUUCCAAGGACAUUGUCUAUGAUGAUGCGGCCAUUGAUAAUCUAUUGGAUCGUGAGCAAUAUCGUCAAGUAGCUACUGAACAACAGAUUAAAGAAAUCGAAGAGUCUGAAGGAAAAUCCAAUGAAAAUGGUAGUAUGAAUUUCUCUUUUGCUAAAGUAUGGCAAGCAGAUGGCACUAUUGAAGAACUCGCCACAGAAGAAGAUGUAGGCGCUGAAAAGAAAGAAACUGACUUUUGGGAGAAGUUCUUGUUAGAACAACAAGCUGUAGCAGAAAAGAAGAAAGAAGAAAAACGAAUUGCUGAACAGAAUCUUGGUCGAGGUGCGCGUAAGAGAGCGAAUAUUGUAAGUAGCUAA
This is a messenger RNA of Gilbertella persicaria, 3042 nucleotides long. Its product is annotated as P-loop containing nucleoside triphosphate hydrolase protein. The record is from RefSeq and is a predicted model, not a curated record. Gene Ontology annotation, cellular component: chromatin; nucleus. Gene Ontology annotation, biological process: negative regulation of transcription by RNA polymerase II; chromatin remodeling. The transcript has 6 exons. Bases 1 to 3042 code for a protein of 1013 amino acids. Lineage: Eukaryota; Fungi; Mucoromycota; Mucoromycetes; Mucorales; Choanephoraceae. Gene Ontology annotation, molecular function: ATP hydrolysis activity; ATP-dependent chromatin remodeler activity; chromatin binding.